UGUUUGACAAGACAACAAACACAACUGUUUAUGCCAAAGCCGUCGCGAUAGUAGGUGCAACAGCCCACCAUCACUUCUAACAACACCAGUCUAUCGGUCGCAGUCAUGUCAUUGCUUGAAAAACAUCUGGAGCAGAUUUUGCUCUCGUCCAAUGCUAUCGCGGAUUUGCAUUUCCCCCCACCACGGAUGUUCACCAAUGCUCUACUGGGUCCCCACGACAUCACCUCUCUGAUUCGCGAUACGGAGGCUCAUGAGCGUGCACUUUUCCAAACUGAUCCAUCCGCGAAAUCAAACCAAUCAUCGCGGAGGGCAACCCGCAGAGGAACAGUGUUCCAGCCCGAGGCGGAGGGAGAGUCGAUGGCUAGUCGAAUCUAUUCCGCCAGAAAUAACCGGAACCAGUCUGCAGUCGCCAGAGUUCUUGGGUCUGAUAUGAUGGAGGAGAUUAAGCGAUCAGCUGGUACCUCCACUAGAGGACCUCGUGGUGAGGUCAAUAUUGAUGUUCUCCUUAGAGGCGCGGAGAUUCUCUGCAACGUCUACCCUGUUCCCGGUGCGCAAGAGAAGAUUGCCACUCUUCGAUAUCGGCAUGAAAUGAUCUCCGACUCGCUCGUCGGCUUAGAAGACCGUGUCGCAAGAAACACUGCUGAGUUGGAGCAGAUGAGCCACUCGUAUGGCGAUGAUUACGACGACUAUUAUAACACAGGAGUCUUGCAACCUGAAAUUCCGGAUGUGACAGACGAUGAUAUUGAACGGGAACUAGAGGAAAUCAGAGAGCUGGAACGGAAAAAGCGCGGCAUGGAGGAUCGUGUGAGAAACAUGGAAAGGGACCUCGGCGGCCUACUGGGAUAGGAUAAUGUAAUCCCAGUCUAAAGAAAACGAGAGACGAAUGACGAUCAACUCGUCGUCGACGUCUCGGGCAAGGACACGGCCACUCCAUCACAA
Aspergillus wentii DTO 134E9 is the source of this 939-nucleotide messenger RNA. RefSeq lists its product as uncharacterized. The record is from RefSeq and is a predicted model, not a curated record. Gene Ontology annotation, biological process: attachment of spindle microtubules to kinetochore. The coding region runs from base 106 to 846 and encodes 246 amino acids. Gene Ontology annotation, cellular component: DASH complex; spindle microtubule. Lineage: Eukaryota; Fungi; Ascomycota; Eurotiomycetes; Eurotiales; Aspergillaceae. The transcript has 3 exons.